GGAACUUGUGCCGACUCGCAGCACCCUCGACGCCGCCUUCACGUCCGCCGCCUUCCACCUGCCUACCCGCCCCCCUGCCUGCCUCGCUGGAGUACGAUACCUACCUCCGCCGGCUACCCGCCCCCCUGCUACCCUACCCGCCCGCAACCUCCCUACCCGCAGGUCCUGGGGCUACGAGCCCAUCAUCCUGAGCUGCGAGACGGGACAGGGGGUGGAGCAGGUGGCGCAGCUGCUGCAGGGCCGCAUAUCCGCUGUUGCGGGUCCCUCCGGCUCCGGCAAGUCCUCCCUCAUCAACAGCCUGCGGCUGGGGCGGCACCGACCCGACCUGCUGCUUUCCAGGGAGGGGGACGCCAAUGAUGACCCACGGGUCACUGAUGCCGCUGAUGAUGAUGCUGCGGAUCGGGAGCUUGUGGCUCUAGAGGAGGCGGAGGGAUGCGGGGAUGAAGAGGAAGGAGAUGAUGAAACAGCUGCCAACGCAGCAAUGACACACGGGAAGAAAGGAGGGAAGAAGAAGAACCGUGGAGGAGAAGAGCAAAAUGGCAAGGAGGGGGGAGGAUCUUCGUCGGCGCAAAAGGGCGCCGACGUCAGUGACCCACGGGUCAGCGGCGGCAGCAGCAAGGGCGGAGCUGAUGGUGACGCGGCUGCUGCUGCGGAGUUCCUGGCGGUGGGCGACCUGUCUCGUACGGGACGCGGCAUGCACACGACGACUGCCGUACGGCUGCUGCCGCUGCUGGGGGGUGGCUGGCUGGCGGACACCCCGGGGUUCGGACAGCCCACCCUGGAGGACAUCCCCUCCUCCCAGCUGGCCUCCUGCUUCCCCGAGCUAGCUGCCCGGGUGGCCGCCUCCCCCUGCCGCUUCAGGGACUGCAUGCACGUGGCGGAGCCGGGCUGCACAGUACGACAGGCGCUGGAGGCGGCGAUGGAGGAGCGGGAGCGGGAAGAGCAGCGGGAAAGGGAGGCGGCGGGGGUAAAGGAGGAGGAGGAGGUGGUGGCAGGGAAGGCGGGCGCGGAGGGAAGGGGCCAAGCAGCUGAGGCGCCGGCGGCAG
Messenger RNA from Astrephomene gubernaculifera, 1046 nucleotides. The record is from the annotation of a GenBank genome assembly. NCBI's taxonomy places the organism in Eukaryota, Viridiplantae, Chlorophyta, Chlorophyceae, Chlamydomonadales, Astrephomenaceae.